AUGCAAGAUGGGCUCACAUAUGGAGUCAUGACAUUCCUAUUCGACUCUCCACACCAGGGUUCUUACCACGUAGUAUGGUAUACCGUAAGAGAUGAGUGUCAUCAGCGAGAUGUUGCUAUUUAUGUCUUGAAACGGGUUUUUGUGACCCUGGUAUGA
Messenger RNA from Trichoderma atroviride IMI 206040, 156 nucleotides. NCBI's taxonomy places the organism in Eukaryota, Fungi, Ascomycota, Sordariomycetes, Hypocreales, Hypocreaceae. The record is from RefSeq and is a predicted model, not a curated record.